AGUGGCAGCUGCCGGCUUGCAUACCAAGAUCAGCGGGGAUCAUUUGAAGGCGGCGUGGCAUAAACGGUUCUAAGUAGAGCCGCCGGAGAUCAAGGCAAUGGACAAGCUAAUGGUCUUCGAACAAGGCACGCUGUCGAGUGUCGACUGGAUUGCCGAGUACCAACGCUUGACAUCCGUCCUAGACAUCCAAAUGGGCUUCAAAGCCAUCCGCCACUAUUUUAUCUCAAGGUUGUGUCUGGCAUUGAGCAAUGCCUUGACUCACGUCGAGGACACCUUGACGACUACAACGGAACUCUUUGACAAGGCCGCGCAGAUUAUUAUUACAAACAAGGAGGCUAAGAAUCUGCGUUCGUCUGCGGCAGGCCCGAGCAGAGAUCAGCAUCGGCCGAAAGUGGCCGUGGUCACGGCGACAACGUUGUUUGACCAAACUAGCGAGGCCGUGUCAGCUCCAGCCCCAUGGUCCCAAUAUGAGCUGGAAUACUUGGGCCAUUUUGUCACACCGGAGGGCAUCAGUCUGCUAUCGGACAAGAUUCAAGCCAUCCAAGAGUGGUCGGAGCCACGGAACGUCACAGAUAUUCGUUCAUUCCUUGGCCUCGCCGGCUAUUGCCAGCGUUUCAUCAAGGGCUACUUGAAGAUCGCGGCCCACUUGACCAAGCUUCAAUGCGAGGACCGGUUGUUUGACUUCGGAGAGGAUGCGCGGGAAUCAUUUUUGGCUCUCAAAGCCGCAUUAUUAUUUGCGGAGGUCUUGCGCAUGUACGACCCUCUUUUGCCUACGCGCGUCACUACGGAUGCAUCCGGCUAUGGCAUUGGUGCCGUCCUCGAGCAACAUGACGGCGUGGACUGGCACUCGGUCGAGUAUUUCAGCAAGGAAGUGCCCGUUGUGCAUUCCAUCGACGAUGCACGCAAGAAGGAGCUCCUCGCCUUCGUCCACACGCCCAAGCGGUGGCAGCACUUCCUUCUUGGUCGAAACCAAUUCCAAUGGGUUCCAGACAACAAUCCAUUGGUCUUUUACAAGACCCAAGACACCGUCAACUGCACCAUCGCUCGAUGGAUGGCUUUCAUCGACCAGUUCGACUUCUUUCCCGAUCACAUUCUGGGGAAGUCGAAACGUUUUGUGGAUGCUCUUUCACGGCGUCCGGAUCAUUGUACCGCGGUCUACUUAACCUUUGAGAUCGACAACGACCUGUGGGACAGCGUCAUCCGCGGCUACCAAGCCAACCCCGAGUUUCGCUUCAAUACCAACUCCGUUUACAUCGCGAAGAUCGACCGCCAGUUCAAGACGCAACGGUACGACAACAUCGAUGCACCAUUGCUAUACGUACGCAUUCAGAUCGGAGAGGCGACCUGCAGUGCCUUGAUCGAUUGCGGAGCAUCUCGCAACUACAUCAGCCAGGACUUCAUGGUACGCGCCGGCCUUGGCCCACGUGYCCGGAGGAAGUCCCAGCCUACGCAAGUCACUCUGGCAGACGGUCAUUCGCACAAGUCCAUCGACCGGUGCAUUGACGCCGUCCCAGUGUACUUUGCCCCUCACGCAAGUGAGGCGGUGUCCUUUGACAUUCUGGACACCAUAUUCGACAUGAUCUUGGGCAUGUCAUGGCUGCGAAGCAAGGAUCACCCGGUGAACUUCUUCAACCGCACCGUUCACGUUCAUGACUGGAACGGAGUACUAGUUCCAUGCACGGUGCCUCUUCCUCAUCCUUCGAUCAGCUGCCACGUGGUAUCCGCCGCAAGCAUGCGAGCUUCCAUCAUCAGAGACGACAUCGAGGAGAUGGGGGUGUGUUUUCUCCACGCCCUCCCACCCCACGACGCUUCAAUGUCGGACUCACCUUCGAAUCCACGCAUCACCGAGCUUCUCGACGCCUACAGCGACGUGUUCGAAGGCCCGCACGGAGGAGUACCGGAUCAACCCAUCCGCCACGAGAUCAUCCUCGAGGACGGGGCCGUACCUCCGCGCGGUUGCAUCUACCGAAUGAGCGAAGAAGAGUUAAGUGUGCUUCGGGCACAACUGGACGACCUUCUAGAGAAAGGCUGGAUUCGGCCUAGCUCAUCGCCAUACGGUGCUCAUGUUCUCUUCGUCCGGAAGAAGAACAAGGACCUGCGGUUGUGCAUCGAUUAUCGCAAACUCAGACGAUCAGGAACACCGGCCCUCUCCCACUCAUCGACGACCUUCUCGAGCGAUUGUGCAGCGCCCAGUUCUUCUCUAAGAUGGAUCUCAAGUCAGGCUACCACCAACUCGAGAUUCGCAAGGAGGAUCGCUACAAGACCACGUUCAAGACACGCCAAGUACAAAGCAAACCGCGACAAGUGCGAGUUCGCACAGCAGGAGCUGGAGUACUUGGGACACUAUGUGAGGCCGCAAGGCAUCCGUCCGCUUGCGGACAAGAUGGAGGCCCUACGAGUAUGGCUCGAGCCCACCAACACCACGGACGUUCGUUCAUUCAUGGGGUUGGUGGGCUACUAUCAGCGAUUCAUCACCGGAUACUCCAGGAUUGCUGCACCUAUGACGAGGUUACAGUCGCCAAAGGUGCCAUUCGUAUUCGAUGACAACGCACGCCGGUCGUUCCAAGCACUUAAGACGGCUAUGCUCAUGGCACCCGUCCUUAGCAUCUAUGACCCCACCCUGCCGACGCGAGUGACUACGGACGCUUCCGAGUAUGGCAUUGGGGCAGUCUUGGAACAACACGACGGCGACGACUGGCACCCUGUGGAGUAUUUCAGCCACAAAGUGCCUCCCAUCAACUCGCUUGAUGAUGCAAGGAAGGAGCUGCUCGCAUUCGUGAUGGCUCUCAAGCGCUGGCGGCACUUCCUUCUUGGGCACCUUCUCCUCCCUCGACGAGCCGACAUUGACGCUGCCUGCUCUCCCGCUUCCGUCCGGAAGUACAGGGAAUUGCUGACUCAAGCCCGCGCAAAUAUGCAAAAGGGUCAAGUCCGCAUGCAGCAGCAAGCCAACAGGCGUCGCGUACCAUGUCCCAUCCGCGCCGGUGAUCUGGUUUGGGUCUCCGCGGAAGAGUUUGCACUGGAACAGGAUGUUUCACGCAAACUGCUUCCCAAGUGGUUUGGACCUUGGUCUGUGAUAGCAGCCGCGGGCGAUGAGCCCGAUGGCCCUUCAUUUGUGAUCAACAUUCGAGAGCAUUUGACGGUCCAUCCGGUCUUCCACGCCUCGAAGCUGGCAACAUACACGCCAGUCAAGAGCGACGACUUUCCGGAGCGACGAUCGCAGGACCCUCCUAUGGAUGGCCAUCAGGAAGUUGACCGCGUCAUCUCCGAUCGCAAGUACGACAGCAAGCCGCGGCAGUACAAAGUCACAUUCAAAGCAUGCGAUCGCGACGACACUCGGUGGAUUUCAGGCGCAGAUUUGAAAGCAUCCGCACCGCUGAUCUACGCGCAUUAUGAAAAGGGGAGGUUAGCUCAGGAAGCUUCACGACCAGCCCCUCCCACCUGGACUAUGGUCCCUCCCUCAGACAGACAGCUUCGCCCUCGCAGGCAAGCUCGGUUCCUAAAGGAGGGGGGGGGGCAUACUGAGUAGCCACACGGGCCCUGCAGGGCCCAUCCCGGACAUUCAGCCUAAAAGCCUAUUAGGGCUUAUAGGCCCCGUUCGU
Messenger RNA from Chara braunii, 3599 nucleotides. The record is from the annotation of a GenBank genome assembly. Lineage: Eukaryota; Viridiplantae; Streptophyta; Charophyceae; Charales; Characeae.